CAGGGUUCCGUGAGAGCCGUUUGCCCCACCCCACCUCUUCUUCAACGCUAUCUAUCUCAAUGUGCAAUUCUCUGAGAAAAAAAGUAUCAUUCACAGCCUCCACAUCGUCAAGGAAACAUUGCGUGUCUACACCAACGCUUCCCGGCAACAGGCGCGACCCUUCGGCUUGUUCAAAAAUACAGCAACUGCUGUGUCUACGCUGGAUGAGGGCUUGAAAACACGGCGGUAGGUUCCAUGUCUGCUGCUUCACAUGUAAGCACCAUCCAUUAGGGACUACAAGGAUCAUACUACAAGACGGCCUGGAGGAUCUCCAUCCACAAACACCUGGACGUCGAGCUGCGUUCAAGGACACCCAGCUGCCUCAAAAACUGACAUAAAAACACUACCGAGGAUCUUUUCACACAAAUGACGAGAGGAAAAAGCACUGGGGAGAAGGGGCCUUUUUAAGGGGGUGGGGGGGUCUUGAUCUUUCAUUUUGUUAGCAUAAGGAAAGAAAAAGGGCACUUCAUCGACGAUUUCUCAGUGAAGCCGUUGUUUUGAGAGGAAAUAUAUCUUUUUUUUUUAAAUUCACCUACAAGCUUGAAAUGGAUCUAGCCAAGAUGGGCUCCGGUGGAUAUUAAGGAUAACAGAAGGUUUUCCAGAGGAGAGUUGCGUCUUCAUCCAUGUCCAUUUCACAUCCCCUGGUAGUAGAUGACUUCAUUGCGGAUUUACAGCCUGUGCUUCUCUCCUGACUUUCUUGUUGCCAGUAAAUAGCCACAUCUAUCCAUCAUCCAUCCAGCCAUCCAUACUGGGCCAGGAGCCUUCCACACCUCCGCCUCAUGUGCAUCCCUCACAUUCUGAGCCGGGUCUUCCACUCUUGGGCCCGUCUAGGAAUUUAGAUCCAUUCCCCCCCCCUCCCCUACCUCCCUUACCCCCUUUACCCACCCAAGUGACCACUCUUGAACCGACCAUCUUGGGAUUUUGUUUGUUUUUUUGGGGGAGGAAGAUGGGCUGUCUCGGCAACAGUAAGACGGAAGAUCAACGAAAUGAGGAGAAGGCCCAGAGGGAAGCCAACAAGAAGAUCGAGAAGCAGCUCCAAAAAGACAAACAGAUAUACCGGGCCACGCACCGGCUACUACUACUAGGUGCUGGCGAAUCUGGGAAAAGCACGAUAGUCAAGCAGAUGCGAAUAUUACACGUCAAUGGCUUCAAUGCAGAAGAAAAAAAGCAGAAAAUUCACGAUAUUAAAAACAACAUUAAAGAAGCUAUCGAGACCAUUGUGUCCGCCAUGAAUACGCUCACGCCGCCGUGCCAGUUAGCCUGCCCUGCUAACCAGCCCCGCAUCGACUAUGUCCAAAAUCAAAUCAACCAGAAGGAUUUCGAGUUUCCGUCGGAGUUUUAUGACCACGCAAAGACCCUCUGGCAGGACGAGGGUGUGCGGGCCUGCUGGGAAAGAUCCAACGAAUAUCAGCUCAUCGACUGUGCACAGUACUUCUUAGACCGGGUGGAUGUGGUUCGACAGCACGACUAUACACCAACAGACCAGGACCUGCUGAGAUGCAGAGUGCUGACAUCCGGCAUCUUUGAGACAAGAUUUCAAAUAGACAAAGUCAAUUUUCACAUGUUUGACGUCGGUGGGCAGAGGGAUGAGCGUCGAAAAUGGAUCCAGUGUUUUAACGACGUGACUGCUAUCAUUUUUGUGGUGGCGAGUAGCAGCUACAACAUGGUGAUCAGGGAGGACAAUCAGACCAACAGACUACAGGAGGCCCUCAAUCUCUUCAAGAACAUUUGGAACAACAGGUGGUUACGUACCAUUUCCGUAAUCCUCUUCCUUAACAAACAAGACCUCCUUGCUGAGAAGGUUUUGGCGGGGAAGUCCAAAAUCGAGGAUUAUUUUCCUGAGUUUGCACGCUACACAACACCUGAUGACGCAAUACCAGAGCCAGGUGAAGAUCCACGUGUCACCAGGGCAAAGUACUUCAUACGGGAUGAGUUUCUGAGGAUCAGCACAGCCAGCGGGGACGGCCGCCAUUACUGCUACCCCCACUUCACCUGUGCCGUGGACACGGAAAACAUCCGGCGGGUUUUCAGCGACUGCCGCGACAUCAUCCAGAGGAUGCACCUACGGCAGUACGAACUCUUGUGAUUUGGGGGGCUUCCUCCGCACCCUCCCAUCUUUUACACCCCCCAACCCCCAACCACUCAGCCAAUCAGCAUCCAUAUACAUUCACCAAGAAGAAGAUUAAGAAGACAUAACAUAGGAACGCCCACACUACAGUCACAUGACCCCUCCUGCUGUUUAUUCACCGCGUGCUGAAGACCAAUCAGGAGAAGAGGAUGUGAAAAAGAUGGAUAAUUAAAGCAGAAAAGCAGAAGAGUUUUUUUUUUGUUGUUGUUGCACGGGGAUGAACAGACGGCAACCCUACACAAUGCAAAAAAUGGAAUAUAUGUAUAUAUAUAUGUGUGUGUGUGUGUGUGUAUAUAUGUAUAUAUGUGUGUCUCUCUCCUCUCUGUCUCUCUGUCUCUAUCUUUCUCUCUCUCUGUAUAGCUAUAUAUAUAUAUAUAUAUAUAUAUAUAUAUAUAUAUAUAUAUACACACA
Molecule: messenger RNA, 2578 nt
Organism: Dunckerocampus dactyliophorus (ringed pipefish)
Lineage: Eukaryota; Metazoa; Chordata; Actinopteri; Syngnathiformes; Syngnathidae
Product: guanine nucleotide-binding protein G(s) subunit alpha-like
Exons: 12
Coding region: 986-2125 (379 amino acids)
Biological process (GO): adenylate cyclase-activating dopamine receptor signaling pathway; sensory perception of chemical stimulus
Cellular component (GO): heterotrimeric G-protein complex
Molecular function (GO): corticotropin-releasing hormone receptor 1 binding; beta-2 adrenergic receptor binding; ionotropic glutamate receptor binding
Source: RefSeq, a predicted model, not a curated record